AUGGCGAUGUGCGUUCGACUGAUUGCCGAGCUGAAGUUCAACGGCGCCGAAUUGGACGUACAUGAUUUCUAUGGCGGCGAUAAGAGGACUCGCAAGGCGCGGUGUGAAACUGAAGAGAGAGCGGCUUUGAGGAAGAAGAGGAGGAUGGAGAACAUAACUUUGAAGGAAAUGCGGGAGAAGGCGAAAUACGAAAAGGAUAAAACUCUCCUAGAGAAGAGCGCGCCAUUGUUCACAUAUUCAUAUGCUGAGCAGUUGCGGUUGAAGGAGCAGUUCAUCAUGCAUGCUGCCAGGAACUUCACGAGGGAGGUUAAAGCACACUGCGAGAAGAGGCAAUACCCGUUUCCUAACUGGGCUAGGGUUCAUAAGAACAAGCCUGGUUGCACAGUCCAUGAGAUAGUAGGGAGUCCGGAGACGAAUCUGGAGGGAUACCGCAACAAGCAUCUCAACUUUGAAAAGCGCGAUUCUCAUCUAAGUGGUGGUUCGUUCUUGCACUGA
This is a messenger RNA of Perkinsus marinus ATCC 50983, 495 nucleotides long. RefSeq lists its product as hypothetical. NCBI's taxonomy places the organism in Eukaryota, Perkinsozoa, Perkinsida, Perkinsidae. The transcript has 6 exons. The coding region runs from base 1 to 495 and encodes 164 amino acids. The record is from RefSeq and is a predicted model, not a curated record.